AUGUUGGAGAUGCAGCAGCGGCAGCUGCAGCUCUUGGAGUCCAUGGCCAAGACCAAGGCGUCAGGUACAGAGGAGCCAGAGGCAGUACCGCAAGCCACUGAGCCGCUGCAGGAGCAAGUCUCAGGUUUGCGAGAUGCCGUCGUUCAGCAGUCCCAGAUGCUGCACCAUUUCCUGGCACGUGUUGACGACGGCACCACGCAGGCUGAGGUGCCUGCGCAUUCUCGUGCUGCCUCAAAGGUGGUGCACCAACUUGGCCAUCUCCAAGUCAUCGAGGAGCAGUUGCUGGAUUUGAAGGCCGACGGGAGCAGCGCUCGUGGCAAGGAUGCACACCAGGUCUAUAGGGAGCUGCUGCUCUUGCAAGAUCUGCAACGACAACUGCAGGAUCUGGGCACAUCCGAGGCCUCCUCGCAUCGAGGCGCGGCUCCCCAAGAGACCUUGCCAUCCCCGUGUCCCCGAUUUGGUGCAGGCGUCAGUGCUGAUGCGGUACAGUGGGGUGACUUGCAGCUGCAGCUGCAUGAACAGCUGCUGGGCGGAUGCGCGGAUGGGGUUGGAAACGCUGCGGCAGAAGCAGCGCAGCCAAACACUGGAGGUCAAGAGUCCCGAGGCAGAGUUCAUGAAGCGACAGCAGGAUUCCCUGGCCGAACGUCUCAUGUCGGCGGGCUUCAUUGCAGACCUGGGUGUCUCAGGGAGUACGCGAGCACCAGCAUCGCCUUCGAGGACACGGCAAGACUCAGAAGACACGGAACAAGUGCGCGACUCUGA
This is a messenger RNA of Cladocopium goreaui, 762 nucleotides long. NCBI's taxonomy places the organism in Eukaryota, Dinophyceae, Suessiales, Symbiodiniaceae. The record is from the annotation of a GenBank genome assembly.